Molecule: messenger RNA, 1946 nt
Organism: Morus notabilis
Lineage: Eukaryota; Viridiplantae; Streptophyta; Magnoliopsida; Rosales; Moraceae
Product: polyol transporter 5
Exons: 2
Coding region: 87-1646 (519 amino acids)
Biological process (GO): transmembrane transport
Cellular component (GO): membrane
Molecular function (GO): carbohydrate transmembrane transporter activity
Source: RefSeq, a predicted model, not a curated record
UCGGCACUUGAGGCGUGUUCCUUGUCUGCUCUUGCCACACGCAUAAAAAGAACCCUGGCAUUUUUCUGUUAUCAAUCAUCACAAGAAUGACCCUCACUUCAUUUUCUCAGGAUCCAAACAAGAACAGUUCCUAUCACCCUCUUCCCGAUUCAGAAUCAGAAAUUCACUUGAAACAUGAAGAUAGAAUCGAGGCAUCGUCUUCAUCAGCUCGCAGAAAGGCACGAAUCAACAGAUAUGCUCUCGCCGGUGCCAUUUUGGCUUCCACGAAUUCUGUUCUUUUAGGCUAUGAUAUCGGAGUUAUGAGUGGAGCGGUGCUUUACAUCAGAGAAGACCUGAGAAUCUCGUCGAUGCAGGUCGAAAUCCUGGUCGGUUCGUUGAAUGUGUGCUCCCUAAUCGGAUCGCUCGCAUCGGGAAAGACCUCGGAUUCGAUCGGACGGCGGUACACGAUCAUCCUCGCGGCGUUGACGUUCCUGCUCGGCGCGAUCCUGAUGGGACUCGCGCCGUCGUUCUCCUUCCUCAUGGCCGGUCGAAUCGUUGCCGGAAUCGGCGUCGGAUUCUCCCUCAUGAUCGCUCCGGUCUACGUCGCCGAGCUCUCCCCAGCCAUGACUCGCGGAUUCCUCACCUCCCUCCCCGAGGUCUUUAUCAAUGUCGGAAUCCUCCUCGGCUACAUCUCGAAUUACGCGCUUUCAGGCAUUUCGCCGAGCGUCAACUGGCGGCUCAUGCUCGGAAUGGCGGCGGUCCCGGCGAUGGCCGUGGCGGUCGGAGUUCUGGCGAUGCCGGAGUCGCCGCCGUGGCUGGUGAUGAGAGGCCGAUUGGAGGAGGCGAGGAAGGUUCUGGUGAGAACCUCCGAGACGAAGGAAGAGGCCGAGAGGCGGCUCUCGGAGAUCGUCAAAGCGGCGUCGUUAUGCAGCACAAAUUUGCGCGGCGGACAAGGCGCUGUUUGGAUGGACCUCCUCUUCCGGCCGUCGCGUUCCGUCCGGCGAAUCCUCAUCGCCGCCGUCGGAGUCAACUUCUUCAUGCAAGCCUCCGGAAACGACGCCGUUGUGUACUACAGCCCCGAGGUUUUCAAAGAAGCCGGAAUUCAAGGCAAACGACAAUUAGUCGGCGUGACUGUGAUGAUGGGAAUCGCCAAAACCUCUUUCGUUUUGAUCUCGGCUCUCUUCUUGGACAAUUUCGGGAGAAGGCCUCUUUUGCUAUUGGGCUCAGCUGGGAUGGCCCUGUCAUUAGCUGGGCUGGGCCUGGGUUCCAAGUAUCUGGAGUAUAGCGACCCCAAGCCCGAGUGGGCCAUACUGCUGUGUGUGGUGGCGGUUUGUUCAACAGUUUCGUUCUUUUCAAUUGGGCUUGGACCCAUUACGUGGGUCUACUCAUCGGAGAUUUUCCCGCUUAGGUUCCGAGCCCAAGGUUCAAGCUUGGCGAUAUCUGUGAAUAGAUUGGUCAGCGGUUUGGUUUCGAUGACGUUUUUGAGUAUUUCCGAGGAGAUUUCGUUUGGUGGAAUGUUUUAUACAUUGUCGGGAAUAAUGGUUGUGGCCACCAUUUUCUUUUACUUCUUUUGUCCUGAGACCAAAGGGAAGAGCUUAGAGGAGAUUGGGGCUCUAUUUGAGGACCAAGUUCAUGAGAAUAAUGACGACUACAAACUCCUCUCUUGAGGCAAUAUAUAUGCUUUUUUUUCCAAUGUUGCCUUUCAAGUGAGAUUGAUGGGCAGUUUAGUUGUUUUCCUUGCAUGAAAAUUAAAGCAUUCUUUUUUAGAACAUAAGGGGAUUUUUAAGAUAGGUUCAGAUUUGCAACAUAUGUAUCAAGUUUUUAAUAGGAAAUGACAUAUUGUUGCAAGACGGGGAAAGAUUAAUGGAUAUCUUCCCCAAUGGUUGUGGCAUACAUGUAUAUACUCGUCUACAUGGUUUGGGUCUAUUUGGUCGGAUAAUUUGAUUUUAGUUGCAUUGAUUUGUUCA